Molecule: messenger RNA, 1248 nt
Organism: Drosophila yakuba
Lineage: Eukaryota; Metazoa; Arthropoda; Insecta; Diptera; Drosophilidae
Gene: jet
Product: F-box/LRR-repeat protein 15
Exons: 2
Coding region: 118-1077 (319 amino acids)
Biological process (GO): SCF-dependent proteasomal ubiquitin-dependent protein catabolic process
Cellular component (GO): SCF ubiquitin ligase complex
Source: RefSeq, a predicted model, not a curated record
GCAACACAACAGCUGAUUGCUAUCAAGUAAACAAUUAAUUACGUUUUUGCGGUGCACCAGAGGAUUGCGUUGGGAGUGCUUUGUUGGUGGGCAGAUCACGUAAUUGGAGGCGCCAGCAUGUGCACUCUGCAGCCCGAGGAGGAGGCCCACCUGUUGGCCAUGGCCAGCGGAGGACAACCAACGCGCACGGCCAGUCCAAGGCCACUUGACAUCGCCUCCACUGCAGCACCACCAACGCUGUUUGAUGUCUGUUGGGACGAUGUGCUCAUCCCACAGGUUGCCGUCUACCUGUCACUCAAGGAUCUCUUUAACCUGCGCUGCUGCUCCCGUACCGCACAAUGCUUUGUGGAGGCUGUGCUGGAAAAAAGGCAGGAACUUCAUCUUUCUGGGAACAACUCGAAAAAUAUGGACGUGGGCUUUCGAGUGCUGGCCCGCUGUUGCCAGCGAUUGGAGGUGCUUCAUUUGGCCCGCUGCCGGUGGCUAACGGAUGAGCUGCUGCUGCCACUGCUGGCCAACAACAAGAAACGCCUGUGGGCCGUCAACCUGAACGAAUGCGUCAACAUCACAGCCCUUUCGCUGCAGCCAAUAAUCGUAGAGUCCAAAGAGCUGCGCGUACUUAAGCUGUCCAAGUGCCAGUGGCUGACCACAGGAGCUGUGGACGCUUUGACCCUGCAUCAAAGCAAGCUUGUGGAGUUUGACAUCUCCUAUUGCGGCGCAAUUGGCGAGCGCUGCUUGAUUAUCUUUUUCAGAAAACUUAACAAACUCACCGUCCUGUCGCUCGCAAACACGCCCAGUGUCACCGACCAGGUACUCAUCCAGAUCGGAAACUAUUGUCGCGAACUGGAGCACAUCAACCUGAUCGGAUGCGCGACCAUCUCCGAUUUUGGCGUGCACGCUUUAACAGUGCACUGCUUGCGUCUACAGACCUUGCUCAUCCGCCGUUGUCCGCGGGUCACGGAACGCUCCUUGGCACCGCUUAGGCAGCGGCGUCUUUACAUCGAUAGGCCACAGCAGGACUUGGGCCUCAACGCUUACAACUUGAACGACUUCUAUCCCAGCGAUUUUCUUGUUUACUAGCCCACACUUCGUUCUCCCUCUUCCGCAGCGCCCUCACCUCGAGUUGCCCGUUGCUGCAGUCACUGAUGGUGCAACGCUGCCCAUUGGUCACCGAGCGUGUGCUAGCCCCACUCCGUGGACGUGUACACAUCGAUCGGCCCGGCAUGGGCUACAUGCCAACAGUGCGACAUC